AGAAAACAUAGCCCCACAGCUCAGUGCGAUUGGGACUUUUGGCGGCGAGAUGCGAUCGCCACUGCUGCUGCUGCUCCUCGUUUUUUCGCUGCUGCUGGGCCCCUCGUACAGUGGCUCCGGAAAGGUGAUCUACUUCAAUGAGCUGAACAGCUCACAGUCCGCGGAGGUGGCCAAAACACCACCGGCAGUGUGGGCAAGGGCAUGCUCUUUGACACGCGGGGAAAUCGCUGCCGACAUGGCUUCAUUCGCGACCAUCACGGCCGCUGCAGAAGGAUUGUCUAAAAAUGGUAUACACCACUUGGCCAAAUUAAUUUUAAAUGUGUGUUUAUUUUAUUUUUAUUUAUGUGCGUCCAAGGAGAUUAAAGUGAAAUCCUAAGCAAACUGUCUACAGAUCUUGUAAAUACAAUAUAAUAGAUAGCCAAAAGUAAAGCAAAUAUCUGCUUGCUAACUAAAUUUCAAGCUUUGCCGUGUACGUUUAUUGUUUUAA
Drosophila gunungcola (fruit fly) is the source of this 487-nucleotide messenger RNA. RefSeq lists its product as uncharacterized. The coding region runs from base 50 to 376 and encodes 108 amino acids. Lineage: Eukaryota; Metazoa; Arthropoda; Insecta; Diptera; Drosophilidae. The record is from RefSeq and is a predicted model, not a curated record. The transcript is spliced from 2 exons.